GUUGAAUGCUUCGUACUAGCAUUUUUACGUUGCGGGUUUCGCUCAUCAAUUGGCAAUUUCUAAUGCGGGGAAAUUUUACAUGUCGAUCCUCGCCUCCAAAAUAAUUUUCCAGACGACUUUGACCGCCUGCGCUUCAUAUCUCGAUAAAUCCUCCACGCUGAGGUGUAAUCUGCACUGAUCAGAGGAUGCUUAGAGACUGCGUCCGGUAGCACUCAUAGUCAUGGCUCCUAUAUCACCCGGACCGGCAGGUCGGCUGCUGCGCAAAGCGAAGAAACCUACCGAGACGACGAACUUGCACCGAUACGAAUCGUUCACGAGACGGAUAUCCAGGUUGAAAAUCGACCCUGUCCACACUGUGGAGAGGAGGAAACCCUCGAACGACGAGGGAGACUUGACGCAGAGUUACUUCCGUACAGCACUUGAAGAAUGGGCAGAAUUGAACCUGUCGCAAACAUUCACGAGUUUCCUCAACAAGGCGAGCCCUCUCAGCGAGAAUAUUCCGCAAUUGUUGCACCAUGCCGAUAAAAUCUUCGACCUCCUCAUACAGCACAUCGAAAAGAAGGAUGCGUUGGCCCUUGAGCCCCUUCUCAGCCUUGUUGCACACCUCGCACAUGAUCUAGGCUCAAGAUUUGAAAAAUAUUUCCCAAAGACGGUCACUUUAGUCGCACAGGUGGCUGCCUCACACGAUAGUGCCGAAGUGAUUGAAUGGUGUUUCACCUGCUUGGCCUGGAUAUUCAAGUAUCUUUCGAGACUCCUUGUACAAGAUCUGCGGCCUCUACUGGACAUCAUGACGCCAUAUCUGGCUUCGAAGAAGGAAUACAUUGUACGAUUCAGCGCGGAGUCGCUCGCAUUCUUGCUUAGAAAAGCGGCGAUGAUGUAUCAAAAGAAGAAGUCUCCGUUGACGCUGGCGCUCAAGCACCUCGUGGAAGGGCAGAUUCCAAUUCACGAAUCACCAGCAGCAAUGCAUUCGUACCAGGUUGGAGCCAUGAGUCUGUGUGUUGAAAGUGCCAGAGGUCUUGAGGGCAGUCUACAUUCAAGUGCAGACUCUCUGGUACGAUGCCUCUUGGACGUUGUUGUACCCAUAUGUGAACAGCAGAUGGCCCAAUCAAGCGUUGAAGGAGUCCUCAUCGCACUCAUUCAUGAAACCAACAGUGUUGGUUUCCAACCAGUUAUCGAUGUCGUCCUAGACACUGUGCGUCAAUGCACGACAUCACAUGAACAGAGCCGAUUGAGCUUCGCUCUGCGGCUACUCAAUGUGGUAUUGGGAACUCGAAAAGGCUCCAGGAUCACUGACUGGACUGUUGUGAUACAAACCUACCUUGACGUUGCCCAGGUAUUUCGGGCGAGACCAGAAAUCCGGAGCCAGGUCAGAGAGGAGUUGGUAUCAAUAUCAGCCCUGACACUAGGGCAUGCGCCAAUGGACCAACUACUUCCGUAUGUGCAGAAAACGUUGAAACUUGCAACGGAGCAAUUUCCAGCGUCCGACUUUUUCGCCUUCUGCACUAUCUGUGCCGAACUCGACAACCAGAGGUUCGUCGACCUUGUGCUACCAACACUUCAGCAAUACAUCGUCAGCCAUUGGUCUGACGACGAAGUGAGCACGCAAUAUUUACUCGAAAAGUUUCAAAGAGAUGGCAUUGUCUCAAAUCGUGGCGGAGCCUUUAGGCCCCUUGACUGCCCGGCGGACAUGCAAAGAUUCCUUGCACAUGAACUAGCCGCGCAGAACGCAGAUGAUUUCAAAUUGCCCCUGGCACAAUUCGCUGGACGGUUACAUCUUCCACACAAUGCACGAUUUUCGCGAGAGUCGGAGCAUAUCGCGAAGCUCCUGCCUAUCUACCACGAGAUGAUUGUAAAUGCUCUUGAAGAGACAGCCACCGAACCGGACCUUCGAAGGCGUGCAAUCCUUGGUUGGGGCUUCGAGACAUAUCUCGACACUAUAGCAGAUGACCAGCUGAAGCUCGCCAACCUGCCUCAAUAUGUCCUGAACACUUCGCCAGCUCAUUUCCGCCUCUCAACUUUCCUGAGCAUGAGUAAUCGUCUCUUUGAGAGGGUAAGCAUGGAACCAGCUGCGGAAGAGAGGAAAAUGGACACUGUCCGUUACGCGCUGAUCCAGAAUAUGCUCAGCACAUCGGUUUCGUUGAAGAAGCAAUCUUUGAAGUUGCUGUCUCGGCUGGAAGUUCCAGGAACGGGAAGCUGGCUCUCCGAAACAGUUGAGCUAAUGCUUGAGAUUCUCGACGCACCUUAUACCCCAUCAGAAGCUCGAAAGAUUGCGAUGCUCCUCCGCCGGCUUCCGCAACGGCAGACAAAACUUGUUUCAGAUUCGGUGUUUGAGAACCUCUUACCAUUCUUUUGUCUCGGUCUGCUGUCUCAUUACCAUGAUCGGACCAGACAAGAGGUCUGCCAGAUUAUCGCACAAAUGGUGGAGGCAACGUCGGUCGAGGAGUCUGUGGUCAAUACCGCGAUCCAAUGGCUUCAAGCACCCUGUCCACUUCCUGAAGCACGCCACGAUGCCGAUGACCAACCAAGAGCAACUGCAUCGGCAUUUUCAUGCACAAAUCUUUCAAAAGUAGAUUUGUUGUGCGAGGCCACCUUGCAGGACUUUGACCACUCAGACAAAGGUCUGCUAAAGAUUGUCCAAGAUGAUCAUAUUUUGGAAAACACAAGGACUCCUGAAAAUGGUCGGUCUUUGGCCCUUCAGGUUUUGUCAUCUAUAUCAGCAUCGGCCGAGCGUCGUUCUCGCCUUCUUGUACCUAUUUUCCUGUCUGCCCCAAUGACUCGUUCGCAAGUGCAACAAAAGGCGAGUUCCGAUACCUCGGCUUCUUCAAAUACAUUAAGCCCAGACAUCGACGAUACCGAGUGGUCACUUUCAGACCGCAAAGCUUUUCUGACCCUCUUCAGCAAGUUCGUCAACCCCAGGGUUCUCUACAGGUCUCCUGAUGUCCAUACGAAGCUGGUCGGCCUCCUGAGCAAUGGCAAUCUUGAUGUAAGGAAGUUAGCACUUCAAGCGGUGCUUACUUGGAAAGAGCCAGCUCUGAUCAGACAUGAGUCCACGCUUCAUCAAGUUGCUGAGGAUAAGUCAUCAACGACAGACCUGCGAGCACUCUUUAGCGCAGAAGAUGAUGAAAGCACGAUCAAGUUGGAGGAUCGCGGCGCGGUCCUUCCAAUUCUGUUGAGACUGGUCUUUGGUUUGAUCGUUGGCAGGGCCGGCACGUCAGGUUCACAAGACGCAAGACGAAAAGCGAUUAUACGAACUCUGUUCAACAUGAAAGAGGAAGAGAUCGCCAUCUUCCUGGAUGUUGCACUCGGUACACUGAGGGAUGUAAAGAGUGGGAAAGAUGACCUCGAGCUGUUGUCUCAAGCCAUUGUGAUUGCAGAAGAUCAACAGUAUGGGUUUCUCCGUCUCCUGUUGUCGAUACUGGAGACUUUACAGAGUCGAUUUGCGCCAUACGGUGAGCAGGUCGUUUCAGCUGUCAUCUACUGUGUCACUCGGGCAUCCCAGCAGAGUGCUUCGCUUGCAUCUACCUCGUCUUCGGGUCUAGCCCGCAACAUCAGACGAGUCGGCUUUCAAUGUCUUGUGCUGUUAUCCCAAAACUGUCCGGGUAUUAAGUGGUCAUGGUACUUACCGACUCUUUUCACCGAAGCUAUCAGUCCUCGCCUCGAGAUCUUCACAUCGGAAACAAACCAAGGUAUCUCUGGUUUGAUGAGGUUGUUCUCGUCCUGGACCAGGUCCAAUGAGACUAUCGGUUUCUUCCAGGACUACGAUGAAAGAGUGACGGAUGUGCUGUGGCAAUCUUUGUCGACACAGUCAGCACAAAAGGAAGUCAAAGCUUUCGUCCUCGACGAGAUUGUACAACCCUGGUUGGGUCUCGCCGAGGAUGAAUCCGUCAGCCCAAACAGAGGCCGUGAGCUUUUUGAAGCCAAAUCGGAUGGUCUUCUGGAUGCUUUGGUAUUGCUGCUAGACCCGACACCGCCUAAGGAGAUUCUCAGCGCCAUCACAGCCAUCCUUCCUAGAAUCGCACCCUUUGCAAAAUCGUCGAGAUCGAAACAAGCUACGAUUCGUCUGUUAACAAGCCUCUUGCGUGACACUUCCCACAGAAUACCGCCGAACAUCAAGAGUCAACUCCUUCUGUCCAUCCAUUCUUUUCUCGACGCGACUGAUGAGCUGGGAGACAACGAAACACAAUCGCAACUUCUUGGGACUGUUUCAUCUUUAUUCGAUUACUUCAAGGAUGAGUCCAACCGCCAAGUCUUGUGCCGAGUUUUGGCAAGCCUGUCGAACUUCGACGCAGCCUUGAUACCUGCAGCUCGUAUAUGUCACGACCUGCACGCUGUUUCGACAGAACGUCUUGAGGAAAUCGAUUACGAUAAACGAUUGGGAGCCUUUCAGACCCUUAGCUCAACGGAAGUUGACAACAGCAGUGAAAAGACAUGGAGGCCGGUCGUGUACAGCUUGUUAUUCUUCGUACGGACGAGCGAGGACUUUUCCAUCAGGUCAAAUGCCCUAAGCUGUCUGAAAGACUUCAUCGUCAAGGCUUGCGAAGCACAGAACCCUGACACAAAGGCCUUGGUGAAGGAUGUUGUUCUCGCAUCUGUGAAGAGGGGAUUCCGAGCCGAGUCUGAGCUUGUGAGAGCAGACUUUGUUUCGGUCUAUGGCCUCCUCGUCCAGCAUGUCCGCGAUGAUCCAGACUUGGAGAACUUAAGUGUCCUCCUAGUAGGUAAUGACGAAGAAGCAUCGUUCUUCUCCAAUGUCCUGCACAUCCAGCAGCACCGUCGCCUACGAGCGAUACGUCGACUCGUUUCUGAGGUCGAAAAAGGGAUCAUUAGUGCGCAGAACAUUUCAGAACUGUUCAUACCUCUCCUUGAAAUGUUUGUCUAUGACGUUGGCAACGAUGAGACCGGAGGCACCAAGGGCCAGAGCAUUCUUGCGAUGGGAACCCUCGUCCAAUGGAUUGCUUGGAAACAUUUCAAAGCCUUGUUCCGCAAGUACAAGAACGACAUUGACUCUGCCAACGGUGACCAGAAACCGACUAGCAGACUCCUCGGUCAUGCAGCAGAUGCUUUGAUGUCAGCUGGAAGCUAUCAGCCGGACAACGCUGAACAAAAGCCCAUGCCACAUCUUGCAAAGUCGCUUCCAGACAGCAAGACAAUUCAGAACGAGCUACGGACGCAGUUCAUCCCCAAACUUGCAGAGCUAGUACACUACAAGGAUGAGACCGAGAUCAGCUUUCGAAUACCAAUUGCGGUAACGGUCAUCAAACUGAUCACCAUGUUACCACAAGAAGAGGCCCAGAUUGCUGCGGCACCUGUCAUUCUGGAUAUUGCACAGAUACUGAGGAGUCGUACGCAGGAAGCACGCGAUGUUGCCCGCAACGCCCUGUGCCAGAUCGUAUUGCUGCUUGGGCCCUCGAGUUUACAAUUCGUACUCAAAGAGCUGCGCACUGCGUUGACACGAGGCUACCAGCUGCAUGUUCUAUCGUUUGUGAUGCAUGCAAUCCUUGUUUGUAUCACUCCAAGCACUAAGCUUGGCGAACUGGAUUAUUGUGUUGACGACCUUGUCGCGGUGGUCAUGGACGACAUCUUUGGUGCAGUCGGCCAAGAAAAGAAUAACGAGGACUACAUCAGUAGCAUGAAGGAGGUCAAGAGCAGCAAAAGCUAUGAUUCAAUGGAGUUGUUGGCCAAGACCAUCAGCACGCAGGCGCUUUCGAGGCUCGUCGUGCCAAUCCAGACACUGUUGGUUGGCUCGAUGACCACAAAGCAAGUUCGCCAGGUCGACGAACUUCUCCGUCGGCUCGGUUUGGGUUUGUCACAAAAUCCCGGUGCAAGCAAGCGUGAUCUGCUCGUGUUUGCCUACCAGCUGAUUCAGGCCAUCUACAAGGAGAAAGAUUUCAAGGCAGAGCCACGGCGUGCGACCCUUGACGAGAAGAGCCGUCAACGAUAUCUCAUCCAGCUGUCGACGGCGAACAAGGCGACAACUAGUCAGACAUCGCAUCUGUUGAAUAAACUCGUCCGAUUCGCUCUGGAUUUGGUGAGAUCUGUCAUUCAGAAGCACGACGAAGCUCUCACCGUGGAGAACAUCCAUGGUUUUCUUCCUGUCGUUGGUGAUGCUUUGGUCGAAGCGCAAGAAGACGUAAAGAUUUCUGCGCUGCGUCUGUUGUCGGCAAUUGUCAAACUACCUAUGCCGGAACUCGACGAAAACGGUCCACUGUACGUGAUGGAGGCUGUCAAGGUGGUCAAGAAUUGUACAAAUACCAACGAGGAGGCUGCCCAAGCUGCGCUAAAGUUCGUAUCUGCGCUACUCCGUGAGCGCAAGAGCGUCAAAGUCAAAGACUCGGACAUUGCGGACCUCCUGCACAGACUCACACCAGAUAUUGAAGAGCCGGACAGACAGGGAGUUACUUUCAACUUCGUUCGAGCUGUCAUGGCGCGGAAGAUCCAGUUGCCAGAAAUUUAUGAACUGGUCGACAAAGUGGGCAUCAUGAUGGUUACCAACCAAAACAAAGGAGCACGCGACAUUGCUCGUGGUGUCUACGUGCAUUUCUUGCUCGAGUACCCGCAAAGUCCAAGCAGGUGGUCGAAGCAGCAGAAAUUCCUGUUGAAGAAUCUGGAUUACGAGUAUCCCGAAGGAAGACAGUCUGUCAUGGAGGCCAUCAACACUUUGAUCCUCAAGACCAAAGGAAGUGCCGCGCAGGAUCUGAUCUCCACUUUCUUCAUCCCCAUGGUUUUGCGGAUGGUAAAUGAUGAGAACAAAGGCUGUCGCGAAUUGGCCGGAAUUUUGUUGGGCCAGAUAUUCCGGUCCGCGGAUCCAAGUCGCCUAAAGGAUCUCCUGGAGCCUCUCAAGUCGUGGGCUGCGCAGGACGACAAUCAGGCGUUGCAGAAUGUCAGUUGGCAGGCCUAUAAUGUCCUCUUGGCUUCGGAUGUUGCUCUUGACCGCGAAGAGGUCAGUAAUAUCCGGGACAAUCUAAGCACCAUACUCCAAAGGUCUUUAGCGGAUGAUAACGAUGCCGACGACGAACAAGAGUGGGAAUUAUCCUUCCAGGCCUUGCUUUGCCUGUCGAAACUGGUGGGCACGCAUCCAGAGGUCGUGCUGACUCAAAAGCAGGCGCGACUGUGGUCAGUGGUGUGGAAGUCCUUAAGGCACGCCAAUCCCUGGAUUCAGGGCACCGCUGCGACCCUGACAUGCGACUUCUUCCGACAUUGUGGCGAUGCAGAUCAUUCCAAGCUGCCGUUGACUUGUGACCACGGACUACGUUUCGAUUCGGACAAUUUCUUGCAGACGCUUAGGGCCGCUGUACGCAUCCUGCGCCGGACGGAGCGGAACGAAGACCUCAGCUCGCAGGCUGUGCAGAUACUUCUAUUCCUGGGCCAAUGCAUGAAUGUCAAUGGCUUCACGAUGGACGUCGCAGACAAUUCAGGUGGUGAUGAAGAUGGUGAUGUUGUAGACGAUGAAGCAGCAUCAGAUGAUGAGGAUCAGCCCGCUGCCACGAGGACAAAGAAAAUCUCGGGUUUGCAGUACUUGCUCGACCAACUUGCGCGGAUUCUGAGAGUGGAAAUCUCAUCGCUUUCUUCUGCCGCGCUGCUGCCGAAGAAGUCAGCAUUGGUGCUUCUCUCUAACUUGCUGCCUGCGCUGGCGAUGGAGCAUCUGUCUGGGACCAGAGUACACGAUGUUCUUGCCCCACUUCAGCAUUUGACUGAUCCGAACACCAUCAUGCCGCGGUCCGCGGAUCCGACCUUCGCAGCGACGUAUCAGGAGCUGAUCGAAAUAGCGCACGAAGUUAUGGAGAAGGUGCAGGCUAAACUUGGGGAUAGAGAAUAUACUAGAGUCGUGACGGAGGUCAGUCGCAGCAUGCGCGCGAGGCGAGAGGAAAGGAGGACGAAGAGACGGAUUGAGCGGGUCGCGGAGCCGGAGAGGGCGGCGAGGGAGAAGAAGAGGAAGGGUGAUAGGAAGAAGGAGAGGAAUAGGGAGAUUGCUAAGACGCAUCAACGGAGACGAAAGGAGGUUGGAUGAUGAUGUGUGAUAUUGAGUUAGAUUUCCUGGUCGUAAGAUGCAUAGCGUUGGCGUCUGCCGUGAUUAAUUUCAGAUGCAUUGGAGCCACAU
Exophiala viscosa is the source of this 8095-nucleotide messenger RNA. RefSeq names its product armadillo-type protein. Bases 221 to 8005 code for a protein of 2594 amino acids. NCBI's taxonomy places the organism in Eukaryota, Fungi, Ascomycota, Eurotiomycetes, Chaetothyriales, Herpotrichiellaceae. The transcript has a single exon. Gene Ontology annotation, cellular component: small-subunit processome; nucleolus; 90S preribosome. The record is from RefSeq and is a predicted model, not a curated record.